This is a messenger RNA of Fusarium keratoplasticum, 1056 nucleotides long. Its product is annotated as PKS-ER domain-containing protein. Gene Ontology annotation, molecular function: zinc ion binding; oxidoreductase activity. The record is from RefSeq and is a predicted model, not a curated record. The coding region runs from base 1 to 1056 and encodes 351 amino acids. NCBI's taxonomy places the organism in Eukaryota, Fungi, Ascomycota, Sordariomycetes, Hypocreales, Nectriaceae. The transcript is spliced from 3 exons.
AUGGAUUCGCCCAUUCCCCAAGUUCAAAAGGCGGCGUUGAUUGAGAACCCUGGAGAGAAUGCGCAAAUUCGUAUUCGGUCAGAUGUGCCGGUCGGAGUUCCCGGUCGCCACGAGAUUCUUGUCAAACUCUCUUUUACUGGUGUCUGUGGAUCCGAGAUUCGAGCCUUGUCUGGGUGGGGAUCCUACAAUCCUGUUGUAGGACAUGAGGGAGUGGGAACCGUCGUCAAGGUCGGCGACCAAGUUGACGCCGCCAUGAUGAAUAAAAGGGUGGGGAUUAAAUGGCUCUACAGCGCUUGCGGGCUUUGUAAUGCCUGCAAGAGAGGCUUCCCAAACAACUGUCCGAAGCAGGUCAACACGGGCCGUCAUGUCCCGGGAACAUUGCAGCAAUACAUGAUAGCCGAUGCCAGGUAUGUUACGGAAAUUCCCGACGACCUGCCUGGAGAAGUCGCGGCACCGCUUCUCUGUGCAGGUCUCACCAUGGCUGGGGCUAUAUCAAAGCUUGAUGCGUGCCUGGCCGAGAACGAUUGGGUGGUCAUAUCUGGCUCGGGGGGUGGACUCGGUCAUCUAGGUGUUCAGAUCGCGAGCAGAUUGAGAGGAUUCCGAGUCAUCGCAGUCGAUUCCGGCAAAGCCAAGCGCGAAUUGAGUCUCGAAAGCGGUGCUCACGAGUUUCUUGACUUUGUCGAAGAGAAUGUCGAGGAGAGAGUCAAGGAACUUACUGGAGAGGGAGCAGCAGCUGUCGUGGUGGUCUCGGGUUCAGAGCAAGCCUUUACCAUGGCUCCCAGUUUGGUGCGGAACCUGGGACUCAUCGUUACUGUUGGCCUCCCGCGGAACGACUUUCACGUUCCCAUCGGUGCAUCUCUACUGUCAGCUCGUGGACUUACCGUCACUGGUGUGGCGGUAGGGACGGAGGAUCAAAUGGUGGAGCUCCUUCAACACGCCUCUGCCAAAAAGAUCUUGCCAAAGGUUACUGUAGUUGGUUUUGAUCAGGUGGGGACAGUUUUGGAGGGUCUCAAGCGGCAGGAUAUAACUGGAAGAGUCGUAGUGAGAAUAUCCUAA